Messenger RNA from Dracunculus medinensis (Guinea worm), 255 nucleotides. The record is from the annotation of a GenBank genome assembly. Lineage: Eukaryota; Metazoa; Nematoda; Chromadorea; Rhabditida; Dracunculidae.
AUGGAUGUUCAUGAUACAGCUUCAGUGCCUCGAAAUGUCGCUUUGGUGCCGGGUGUAGUUUUCACGAUUGAGCCAGGUAUUUAUAUUAGAAAUGGCAAUGAUUGGGUGAAACGGGAAUUUCAUGGCAUUGGAAUGCGAGUUGAAGAUGAUCUUUUGUUAACUGAAAGCGAAGCAGAAGUGUUGACCGAUGAAUGCGUAAAAUACGCAAGUGAUAUAGAAAUUUUAAUGAAAAGAUAUCUUAUUCAAGAUAUUUAA